Messenger RNA from Cylicocyclus nassatus, 1053 nucleotides. NCBI's taxonomy places the organism in Eukaryota, Metazoa, Nematoda, Chromadorea, Rhabditida, Strongylidae. The record is from the annotation of a GenBank genome assembly.
UUUCUAUCUGUCGUUUCGUUCCUUUGUUGCGAUCGAGAUUCCAGGUAUACUCGAGUGUAAACCAUGGGUAAAGCAGUCUUGCUAUUGUUUCUUGUGGUGCAGUGCUACGCUCUAAGCGAGCAGGGAUUUAUCGGAAGAGCCGCAAACCAUUUUCUGGGAUUGUUCAACCGCUUUUUCCAACGUGGGCAAAAUGCAGGUGGCAAUAUCCAGCCUCUUGUUGACAAAAUGCUUGAAGCCGAUAUCUAUAAGGCUGGACCUAACGACUAUAAGGUUAAUUACGGUAAUCCAGCGUCCGGGACAAAGGACCAGAGUAAAAAUGAUCUUUUCUAUGACGUAAACGAAGCAAUCUUCAAACAGCCAGUUUACGACGUUUUAAUAAAGCUAGUUGAAAAUGGAGUGUUCUACAAUGAUGUCUGCGAGACAGAAAAGCCCAUGGAUGGUUUUCGGAAGACACAAAUUCAGAAACUGCUUGAUACCUGGACAGACACAAAAGUUUUCAAAUUAGCUUAUGAAUACCUGCACUCUAAGAAUGAGCCACAUUCGACCACAUUUGCGCAGCUGAAAGAGUUCCUUUUCAACUUCUGGUUUGGAACAUAUUCUCGUUGCAAAGGGACUAUGGGAAGUUCUGGUUUUGAGCAUGUCUUCACUGGAGAAUGGAAGAAGGGAACUGUUGGAGGGCAUCACAGCUGGGUUACCUACUACUUAGCACAGAAGAAGGGAAAGAUCAAUUAUCACGGAUAUUACACAAAAAGAGGGAUCACUACGGGAACCUUCCAAUACAAAUGGCAAUCCUAUAUGAAGAAGAAGGGCGGCAUGCUCUUUGGAACGUCCCCAGCUUUCGACUUCUCUCUGUUUACCGUUUGUGCGUUGUUGCAUCCGGGAGCAAAUACAUGUAGGUACAGCAUCAAUAACGUACCUUUGGCAGUCACCUCGUACACGCAAAGCUGCAACGCUGGAACGUGCCUUUCAACCGCAUAUCCCACAAAUGAUUGAUAUCUUUGGAUCAAUGUUAUAAAUCUCGUGGAUAUAUUCAAAUAAAUUCUGCGCAUUUAC